AUGAUAACUGUCUACAUUAUUGCGGUGGUUCUGGGCAUGGAAAUGAUUCACUGCAUACUCAAAUUGAUUUAUGAAGUCAAAAAACGAAAAGCAUCGAAAAAGGAAAUGCCAGUACUUCUCGCUGAUCGAGACUCCCUGGGAAAGGACACUGUCUAUCGCAAGACAAUUGAAAGCACAUUGCCCAGACUGGAAAAAUCAAACAAAUUAGCGAGCAAAAGACUUGAUAUUCCCAUUUCGAAAAUGAAAAACGACACACUGGAAUCAAUGAUUGGCUCCACUCACGCAAAAAGAGAGCUAAGCAAAUUACCUAGAAGCAACUUUGAAGAUUCAAUCACAGGCAAAUCAGUCACUGCAUCAAGAAGGAAGCAAGCAGAUCACAAGGGAUUUUUGAACGUGCAAAAAUCAAAAAUAUUACGACCCGGACAAGUUUCCAAUCAACAGCCAAAAAAGUGA
Messenger RNA from Thelazia callipaeda (thelaziosis nematode), 453 nucleotides. NCBI's taxonomy places the organism in Eukaryota, Metazoa, Nematoda, Chromadorea, Rhabditida, Thelaziidae. The record is from the annotation of a GenBank genome assembly.